Molecule: messenger RNA, 907 nt
Organism: Asparagus officinalis (garden asparagus)
Lineage: Eukaryota; Viridiplantae; Streptophyta; Magnoliopsida; Asparagales; Asparagaceae
Product: zinc finger protein STAMENLESS 1-like
Exons: 5
Coding region: 106-759 (217 amino acids)
Molecular function (GO): DNA-binding transcription factor activity
Source: RefSeq, a predicted model, not a curated record
UGCAGUCUUUCGCCUCUCAAAAUCUCACUACCACAUUUCUAAUCCUCAUCUGAGGUUUCAUUUGUUUCCCUCUCUAUCUCCAGUUCCCUUAACUCCGCUCUCAUCAUGAGACCAGAAGGCAACCCUUUGGAUCUCAACAAUUUACCUGAAGACCAUGGCAAGCUUCCUAUUGAAGAGAGCUCAACAACAACAGCAGCCUCCACUGACAUAAUUAGAUUCAAGAAGAAAAGGAAUGGAGGGAAGGAUGAUGGUAAAGUCUAUGAGUGCCGAUUCUGUGCUUUGAAGUUCUGCAAGUCUCAGGCUCUUGGUGGUCAUAUGAACCGACACCGACAAGAGAGGGAGACUGAGACACUGAACCGUGCUCGUCAGCUUGUGUUUGGUAAUGAAGGUCUUGGUAGUCCUGGAGCUCACACAGGGUACAGAGACUUCCCCAUGGGCCCCACACAACCCUUCCACCCCCGAGGAGUCGCUGUCACCGGAGCUGAUCCCUGCCUCCAGUUUCGGCCAGUAUUUGCUUCUUCUUCUUACCCUCCGCCGCCUCUUCACCCCAAUAAUCCUGUCGGAGACUACUUCAUUGGCCAUGUUUUGCCGAGCAGUUCUCAACGACCAAUGAAUCAUCAGUCGACGUACUCGUGUUUUGGAGCUCCAAUUAGUACUACUCAUGGAUUCUCUAUGGAAGGACUUCGAGCGCCGAUGGUGAGGGAUGGAGGGUCGAGCAAUCACGCCCGUAUCGAUCGUUUAGGGAGUGAUGAGUUUUGAGGAGAUGCUAUACGGUUAGGUCCCCCCCUUCCUUUGAGAAGUUGAAGUGGGAGGUAAAUGGGUUGUUCUUGAUGAUCAACUCCUUCUCCUUUGUUGUAAGGACUUAAGCUACAUUUUGGUUGUAGAGAGUAAAGUAGCUAAAAGUAAC